AUGUACGAUAUAUAAAUUCGUGAAAUUAAAGAAAAAGUUUAUUCGCAUUUCAUACAGCUUAUACCUUAAUGGGUAACUCCAAAUCAAGUUACUUUAGCGUCUUUUAUUUUUGGAAUUUUUUCAGCGAUUUCAUGUUAUUAUGGAAAAUAUACUCUUGGAUUAUAUUUAUGGUUAAUCAAUAGAUUUUUAGAUGGAUUAGAUGGAACUCUAGCUAGAUUUAGAAAUUAGCAAACAGACUUUGGUGGAUAUUUAGAUAUCAUAGUUGAUUUUAUUGUAUAUUCUAUCAUCCCUAUCAGUAUUGCCAUGAGAAAGAAUAGUCUAAGUGUAUACAGCUCUUUAUCAUUUAUGUUAGCAACAUUUUUUGUUAACGCAGCUGGGUUAUUUUAUUUGAGUGCUCUACUCGAAAAAAGAAAUUUUAAAUAAAAUAAAGAACUUACUUCCGUUACUCUACCACCUGCAUUAAUUGAAGGUCUUGAAACAUUUAUUUUCUACACCUUAUUUUUUGUUUUCUAAAGAGAUAUUUAAAUUUUCUACUGGAUAUUUGGACUAGGAGUUUGUGUUACUAUUUAUCAAAGACUAGACUUUGCAAAGAAGGUUUUAAAAUGA
Molecule: messenger RNA, 606 nt
Organism: Tetrahymena thermophila SB210
Lineage: Eukaryota; Ciliophora; Oligohymenophorea; Hymenostomatida; Tetrahymenidae
Product: CDP-alcohol phosphatidyltransferase
Exons: 5
Biological process (GO): phospholipid biosynthetic process
Cellular component (GO): membrane
Molecular function (GO): phosphotransferase activity, for other substituted phosphate groups
Source: RefSeq, a predicted model, not a curated record